GGGGGGGACGUGAGCGGCGCGGUGACGUCAGGGCGCGGCGCGAGCGGCAGAGUGCGGUGCGGACGCCAUGAGCAAGGCGCACCCGCCCGAGCUGAAGAAGUUCAUGGACAAGAAGCUGUCAUUGAAAUUGAAUGGCGGCAGACACGUCCAGGGGAUUUUGCGGGGGUUUGAUCCCUUCAUGAACCUCGUCAUCGAUGAGUGCGUGGAGAUGGCGCCGGGAGGGCAACAGAACAACAUCGGCAUGGUGGUAAUACGAGGGAACAGCAUCAUCAAGCCUUGGAACGAGUAUAGCACCAGAGAGACCUGCAUCGUUACCGGCUCUGACUCCUCCUAACCCACCUGUUUUGUUACUGAAUCUGCCACCAAGCAUCCCUGAGCGUAAACUUUUAUUUUUUUCGUUUUGUUAAAUAAAUUUUGUAAUGGUUGAUGUAA
Falco peregrinus (peregrine falcon) is the source of this 432-nucleotide messenger RNA. RefSeq names its product small nuclear ribonucleoprotein polypeptide G (gene SNRPG). Gene Ontology annotation, molecular function: RNA binding. Gene Ontology annotation, biological process: spliceosomal snRNP assembly; mRNA splicing, via spliceosome. Gene Ontology annotation, cellular component: U2 snRNP; U12-type spliceosomal complex; catalytic step 2 spliceosome. The record is from RefSeq and is a predicted model, not a curated record. Lineage: Eukaryota; Metazoa; Chordata; Aves; Falconiformes; Falconidae. The transcript is spliced from 4 exons. The coding region runs from base 68 to 334 and encodes 88 amino acids.